This is a messenger RNA of Pogona vitticeps (central bearded dragon), 5996 nucleotides long. It is a transcript of the gene ZRANB1, whose product is annotated as zinc finger RANBP2-type containing 1. The record is from RefSeq and is a predicted model, not a curated record. NCBI's taxonomy places the organism in Eukaryota, Metazoa, Chordata, Lepidosauria, Squamata, Agamidae. Gene Ontology annotation, molecular function: K63-linked polyubiquitin modification-dependent protein binding; cysteine-type deubiquitinase activity. Gene Ontology annotation, biological process: protein deubiquitination involved in ubiquitin-dependent protein catabolic process; positive regulation of Wnt signaling pathway; cell migration. Gene Ontology annotation, cellular component: nucleus; cytoplasm.
CCUCAGGCCGGGCGGGCUGACGUGCGAGCUCCAGUCUCUCUGCCGUAUGGGGGUUUAUUUUGCUUUGGGCCACUGCAGCCGCCGCCGCCGCCAUUAGGCGAGCCAGAAGAGAUUCGGGGGUGGCGGGGUCGUCUUGCCUGAUCCUCCUCCUCCACCCACCCCCGCCGCGCCAGGGUGGUAGCGCCCUCCUCGCAACUUCGCUACGUCCUUUUAACUACCCAGAGCAGGAAGAAACCAUGUCCUGAGCGGGGCGGGAGGAGAAGCAGGAGGCCGCAGCCUGCGGUGCCGUACAGGGGUGGGUGGGAUGCGGGUGAGGGGUAUGGGCGACGACUGCUGAGGAGACAGCCGUGGGAUCAGGAAGCAGCUCGGCAAGCUUUCUGCCUGAAACGAUUUACUUUGAGUAGUGCAGGAUGACAGAACGUGGAAUAAAAUGGGCCUGUGAGUAUUGUACAUAUGAGAACUGGCCAUCUGCAAUCAAGUGUACCAUGUGCCGUGCUCAGAGGCCUAGUGGAACUAUAAUCACAGAAGAUCCGUUCAAGAGUGGUUCAUGUGAUGUUGGUAGAGACUGGGAUCCUGCAAGUAUUGAAGGAGGCAGCAGCCCUUUGAUAUGCCCAGAUUCUAGUGCAAGACCAAGAGUUAACUCAUCCUACAGUAUGGAAAGUGCAAACAAGUGGUCAUGUCACAUGUGCACAUACUUGAAUUGGCCUCGUGCAAUAAGGUGCACUCAGUGCUUGUCUCAGCGUAGGACCAGGAGCCCCACAGAAUCUCCGCAGUCUUCAGGAUCUGGUUCUAGACCAGUUCCUUUCUCCGUGGAUCCUUGUGAGGAGUACAAUGAUAGAAAUAAAUUGAACAUGAGGACACAACACUGGACUUGUUCUGUUUGUACAUAUGAAAACUGGGCCAAGGCCAAAAAAUGUGUUGUGUGUGAUCAUCCAAGACCCAACAACAUUGAAGCAAUAGAAUUGGCAGAAACGGAAGAGGCAUCUUCUAUAAUAAAUGAGCAAGAUAGAACUCGAUGGAGGGGAAGCUGUAGUAGUGGUAAUAGCCAAAGAAGAUCACCUCCUACAACCAAACGGGAAUCUGAAGUGCAGAUGGACUUUCAGAGAAUUGAGCUGGCUGGAGCUGUAGGUAGUAAGGAAGAACUGGAAGUUGACUUCAAAAAACUAAAGCAAAUAAAAAACAGAAUGAAGAAGACUGACUGGCUAUUUCUUAAUGCUUGUAUUGGAGUCGUAGAAGGUGACCUAGCUGCUGUUGAGGCAUACAAGUCUUCAGGAGGCGAUAUCGCACGGCAGCUUACUGCAGAUGAAGUACGCUUGUUGAAUCGCCCUUCCGCUUUUGAUGUGGGAUACACGCUUGUUCAUCUUGCUAUCCGUUUUCAAAGACAAGAUAUGUUAGCAGUUCUGCUUACAGAGGUAUCCCAACAUGCGGCUAAGUGCAUUCCAGCUAUGGUGUGCCCAGAACUUACUGAACAAAUCCGGCGUGAAAUUGCUGCAUCUCUUCAUCAGCGGAAGGGAGACUUUGCUUGCUAUUUCCUAACGGAUCUCGUAACAUUUACAUUACCUGCAGAUAUUGAAGACCUGCCGCCAACAGUUCAAGAGAAACUGUUUGAUGAAGUACUUGAUAGGGAUGUUCAGAAAGAGCUAGAAGAAGAAUCGCCCAUUAUAAACUGGUCACUGGAAUUGGGUACACGUUUGGAUAGUAGACUUUAUGCACUUUGGAAUCGGACUGCAGGAGAUUGCCUGCUUGAUUCAGUACUACAAGCUACCUGGGGCAUUUAUGAUAAGGACUCGGUGCUACGUAAAGCUCUUCAUGACAGUUUACAUGAUUGUUCUCAUUGGUUCUAUACACGAUGGAAAGAGUGGGAGUCAUGGUACUCUCAGAGCUUUGGUUUACACUUCUCACUGCGAGAAGAGCAGUGGCAGGAAGACUGGGCAUUUAUACUUUCACUUGCUAGUCAGCCUGGAGCAAGUUUGGAACAGACACAUAUUUUUGUACUUGCACAUAUUCUUAGAAGACCAAUUAUAGUUUAUGGAGUAAAAUAUUAUAAGAGUUUCCGGGGAGAAACUUUAGGAUAUACCCGUUUUCAAGGUGUAUAUUUGCCUUUUUUAUGGGAACAGAGUUUUUGUUGGAAAAGCCCUAUUGCUCUGGGCUACACAAGGGGCCACUUCUCUGCUUUGGUUGCCAUGGAGAAUGAUGGCUAUGGCAAUCGAGGUGCUGGUGCUAACUUGAAUACUGAUGAUGAUGUUACUAUUACGUUUUUACCAUUGGUCGACAGUGAAAGGAAGCUGCUGCACAUUCACUUCCUGUCUGCUCAAGAGAUUGGCAAUGAGGAACAGCAGGAGAAGCUGCUGAGGGAGUGGCUGGACUGUUGUGUGACAGAGGGUGGAGUCCUCGUUGCCAUGCAGAAAAGUUCUCGCCGUCGCAACCAUCCUCUGGUAACCCAGAUGGUGGAGAAGUGGCUUGACCGCUACAGACAAAUCCGCCCCUGUACAUCCCUUUCAGAUGGGGAAGAAGAAGAAGAUGAUGAUGAUGAGUGAUGAAAUUGAAAUACCAGGCUGCAUAUAAUAUGUGGUGACAGCCUCAGCACUUGGGGCACAGUCUAGCAAUUUCUUAUACAUUGACCCAAUUGUAGCAGGAAGCAUCCUGCACAGGAUUUUUAAUCAGCAUGGGGAGAAUGCAGAGGCUGAUCCAAAUGUGUGAGGACAGCUAUGUUGAUUGGACUACCAUUUGUUAAAAAAAAGGAAAGGGAAAAAAAGCAAACCCCCAUUUUAUUAUCAAGACAGGAAACCUUUUCUUUCCAAUUGUACAUCUGCCUAUAAAUGUACCGCAUGUGGUUGUGUAAGAAAGUUGUGUAAUAGGAAAAAGUAUUACCAGCAUCUUAAAAUUAUUGAUGAAAUUUCUUUUGAAUAAGGACACUUAAAAAGCACAUCAUAGAUGAGUAUCUGUUCCUUUUGAGACUUAUGGUAAAACUUGGUUAUUCUGCAUCGCCUUUUAAACAUUCUGACAUUCUUAAUUGAAAGACGAUUUUAUAUGAAAGCUCUGCUAAUGCCCAGGUCAGAUCAUGUGGCUUUUUUUUGUUGCUGACGCCAUAUAUUCAGGAUAAGUCAGAAGUAUGAACAAACUUACUGUUUUAUUCAGAUUUGAGCUAACGUUAUGCCCAUUGUAAUAAAAUUAAACAUUAAAGGGAAAACCUGUGGAAGGGUGAUAAAUUUUGGUUUUGUUUUCUAUAAAGGCUUCUCUGAUGUCCAUCAAUAUUUUGUAUCAUUUGUUUGGAAUAGUUUUUUCCCCUUCCAGCCUACUUAAAAUUGUAGAAGUGCUGUUGCAGAGAGAGUUAUAUGCUAAACUAUUGUGUGGAGUUUGCUAAACUAAAACUAAAAACUGCAUUUUGUCCCAACCUGGAUUUGCUGUGAGUUGUACAGUAGAAAUUAACAUCAAGCCUUUUCCCCCAUGCAAAUUAAAAUCACCUCCAUUGAGGCGCAUUCCUUGGUCAUUAAAAUCAAGUGAGAAAGCACUUUGACAGUUUUCCUUGAAAGCCUUCAUUCAAAAGUUUGUUUUAAAGUACUGUAUAUUAUCUUUUCUUGGUAUGUAAACUUUGGAAUCCUUUGCAUGUUGAUUGAUUGUGGCCACAUUUGAAUAUGUAAGUUUCCUGAAAGUAUAAGUUCAAAAUAUAUUCUCCAGUAGAAAAAAAAUCUUUUUAUUAUACUUGAUAACUUUUAGCCAUGCUAUCUUGAAUCCUAUCCAAAACCUCACUUAAAACACUAAAGGUUGAAUAGUUUUGUAUGCAUAAAGCAGAUCCUGAUAAGCACUUUUUGAAGACUAAUGAUGGUGGAAAUGAUGACAGGGAACUUCUUGCAAAACAGAUUUCCUUGUUUAAAUUUCUAGUCAUAAGCUGUAUGUAUGUUUUUUACAUAGAUGUAAAGAAAGGAAGAAAAAAAGGAACCCUUCAGAAUUUGCUGCUUUUCUAAUUGUGACUCAGAGUUGUUGAAACAUAUUCGCCAAAAAUAAUCUUGUUGACAGAUUUACACUGAACUUGCAUCAAGGUACUACAUUGAAGAAAUACAUUAACACAACUUUUCCCACUUCUGACACAGGCAUAUAAUUAUGUAUGUGUAUAUAUAUUUUGGUCACAAGUUCCCUCUCAGUGCAUGCAGAUUAUCAGGUAUAAGUGCAUGUUUACCUGUGAUGAGUUAAAUUUCCUAAGCGGUAAAAUGAUUGGAUAUAUCAUCUUAUAACAGGUUCUAAUAAAGUCCUAGUUCUUUCUAAAUACAGCCAUUAGAUAACAUCACUACCUUUUUUGCUGCUUACCUUACAUCACAGUGAAACCCUGCAUUCCUGGACUAGUAGGAGAAGUUAUAGGCGACGAUGAGCUAGAAGGUAGUUAUUUGAAAAUAAAAUACAAUCUGCAGAUCCCUAAUGAGCAUAGUGACAUAGAUCUGUUUUAAAUAUAAUCUUUUAGUUUUGUUUCUUUUGUAGCUUUUGUUUGUGCUAUGAUGGGGAAAUGACUUCAUCUUUUGCCACAUUCAUUUCACUGUAGUAACAAAUCCCAAGAUCACCUUUUUUCUUUUUUUUGGAGUGCUGUAAGAUGAAUGUGCUUGGUUUCUGUGAGGAAUAAAAGAGUGUAAUUUCUAAAAACUAGCUGAGAUACCCAUACAUAUCAUUCUCCAUUUGAAUAAUUUCUUCUAGUGUACUCUUAGUAAAUUCCCUAUGAUAGUCAGUGGAGGCCAGUGAUUUUAUAGAUUGAAAACUCCAGCCAACUAGUCAACCAUCAGAACUAAGAUAUGGCUGUGCCAUGAAGAUUGGUUACAAUAAUGUAUGGCUUCUAACUUGCCAGGUCUCUUCCUGCACCCCACUCUCAACUUUGCAGUGUUUUAAAUUACAACUAUUUCUUAAAAAUUUCACCAUCCUGAAAUUUUAAGGGGUAAGCACUAGCGGGUGUUUGUUUUUUCUAUAGUAGUUUUAGUAGUAAAACACUUUGCAUCUAGUUAUUUGGUGAGAUUACCGAUCAGCCUCCAGCCUAGUGAAAGCAGAAAGAUCCAGUACACCAAUUAUUCUCCCUCAUUGUAAUAGUUUUGAUCUACUGUUCUGACUUCCAAAACUUGCUAUCUUUUGCUCCUUAGAAAAGUAUACCUGUUGAAAGGAAUGUUUACCAUUUUGUGUCUUAAUUACUUUUACCAUCUUAUUCAGAUUUUUUUAAAUACUGGACUUACUAUAAGCAAUUUAAAGCUCCCCUGAAUUUGAUGAUAUCCCUAUUUAUUAUUUCAAGCUUACUCUGAGAAUUGCAGCUAAUUUAAUUUACUUUGACUUAAAGCCCCCUGCAGGGAUAAAUGUGGUUUUCAUUUUAUGUGGCAAUUUUUUCUUCAACUUAGUACCUGGAAGUAAUAGGACAUCAACUGCCUUCAAGCAGCCAAAUUUUGCACCAGAGGUUCCUAGCACAUUCACUGGUGGUAAAAGAGCCUGCCUCAGAUGCAAAAUGUCCUUUUAGAAAGUAUCCAUGUUCAUCAACGUUAAUGAUGCCUAUUUGGAAUGCCACUGCCUGGUUUACGAACAGUUUCAAUAACAGCAGCUUCUAAAAGUCACUAAUGCCAGUGUAAAUGUUCUAUUAUUUCACCUUCAUUUUUGUGGCUUCCUAAAUGUUCUCUGUAACUCACCAUUGUUCCUCUGCUUGGUUGCUCUUUACUGGUGUCUAUGGUAAGUUAUUCAUAAUUGCAGUGUUAGAUCAUUGAUACAUUAUUGAAGUUGACUCCCUUGAGUAUGUUCAAAGCUGGAAAUGUGCUUUUCCAUUAAUUUAAACAAAACAAAUACAAGUUUUGUACCAAUGGUUUGCUUUCAAUUCCUGUCUGAAUACAUUAAUCUGUGUCUUUUCUGUUCCUAAGCACUUUCAAUUUCACACCUUCGAUUUUGUUGCUCCUUAACAGCCAGCUCACUCUAAAAGGACAAUUGGAAGGCUAAUACUGCUGGCAGAGAACCAGUUACAAAUAAACUGUAUAUUGUGAUGA